Gopherus evgoodei (Goodes thornscrub tortoise) is the source of this 2680-nucleotide messenger RNA. RefSeq names its product immediate early response 2 (gene IER2). The transcript is spliced from 2 exons. The record is from RefSeq and is a predicted model, not a curated record. Lineage: Eukaryota; Metazoa; Chordata; Testudines; Testudinidae. Bases 997 to 1698 code for a protein of 233 amino acids.
CACACACACACACACAGAGAAAGCCAUGUUUGCGUUUGCCUGGGAGGUUGCAUUCCAUGUACACAAGGUGCGUUUUAUCUAGCAGAGAUUGCAGCCUCACACGCGUUCUGCUUCUGCUGCAUUGCACGCGGAGACAGAUUUAUUUGGCAGACUGCAUUAAACGGAGAUGGUGCUUUUGCUCAGACACAGAAACGUUACACUCACAGACUGCAUUUGCACUUAAAACAGCGAUUGUGCUUACGUUAUUGUGCAGCGAGCUUUAUUGCACGCUGUGCAGUGCUGCAUGUAUGUAUCGCAUUGCACGUGCACGUGCACUAUCCGCUGCAUUCAAUGCAUCGCGCGCACCCAGGCCUGGUGCAAGAGUUGCACGGCUGGCCCUGCACAGCCGGCUGGCGUUGGCUCCAGAGACUGCCCGGCACUCACACCCGCUCCGGUGGCAUGUGCUGCACUGCGCGCGCAAACAAGCCUCGAGCUCUACCUUGGACGCGCAUAAUAAAGCACAACUGCCCGGCGUCUGGCUGCAUGGGCCUAAGCGGCCGCGGGCGGCUGAUCUGAAGGGGGAGUCCUUUUUGCAUCGCCCCCCCGCCCCCGCCCUUAGGGCUCUGCUGCGGCUGGCAGCUUCCUUCUCCUCCCCUCCCCCAGGCCUCGGCAUUUCCGUCCUUCCUUCCCCUCCCCCCCACUAGUCGCUGGGGGUGGCGGCGCGUUGCACAGGCCGGAUGCGGCUGAGUGAGUGGGCGGGGGCGGCCCGGGCGCUGAGAUCACCGGAGGUAUAAAAGCAGCGGAGCUGGGCGCGGCUGGGUUUAGUCCGGGCGGCUGGUCCGAGGCGGCGGCGGAACAAAAGCGCAGCAGCAGCAGCAGCAGGCGGCGUGGGGGUGGGAAGACCCAGGCGCAGCCCCCCGCCCCCAAGUCUCGGGUCGGUGCAAAGGGCCCCGGCCGCGUGAAACAGGCCGAUCCGUGCAGGAGUGAGCCGGGCCGCCGCCCCCGCCCCCGCCCGGCAUGGAGGUGCAGAAGGAAGCCCAGCGCAUCAUGACCCUGUCGGUGUGGAAGAUGUACAACUCCCGCCUGCAGCGCGGCGGGCUGCGGCUGCACCGGAGCCUGCAGCUGUCGCUGGUCAUGCGGAGCGCCCGGGAGGUUUAUCUCUCGGCCAAGCUGGAGGAGGACGAGGAGGGGCGACUGGGGCCGCAGCCCGGCCCGGCGGAGGAAGGCGCCGGCCAGACCCCGCUGCAGCCAGCCGCCUGCCCCGGCCCCCUGGCGCCGGAGGAGCGGGCAGCCCCCGCGGACCGUGGAAACGCUCCGGGCGCAGGCGAUCCGGAGCCCAUGGAGACGCAGGACAGCAGCGGGGACUUGCCCCCGGCGACUCCAGCGCCCGGGGCCGGUAGGCAGCCGGCGCGGGGCGGUUCGUUGCCACCCCCGGGCAAAGCCAGCAGGAAACGGCGGAGCAGCAGCUUGGACAAGCCGGGGGCCGCCGAGGCCGGACUGGUGCCCACCAAGAAGGCCCGGCUGGAGGCGGAGGAAGAGGAGGGCGAGCGGCAGCCCCAGGGACAGGACGGCCCCUUCCCCAGCCUGGCCAAAGUCCUGCAGACCCGCUUCUCUGGGAUGCUGCGGGGCGGCCCCGCAAAGGGCCCCGAGCCCACGCCGGGCUGCCGGCCCGGGGACGGGGUGCUCAGCAUACUGGUCCGAGCCGUGGUGGCCUUUUAAAUCCCCGUCCCCGCCGCUUUGGGGGGACUCGUGGCGGGGGGACCUGCCCCGCGGCGCGCAGCGGCUCGCUCGGCCCCUGGCGGGAGCCAUAGGGCAGGACGGGGGUCGCAGCCCCCCUCUCCCUGGCGGAGGGGGGGCGGGAGAGACAGGCGAAGGCCGGGACUGGAUGGAAAGGGCAGCGGAAGGAAGAUCGGACUUUCCCCUCCCCGCCCUGCUGGGUCCAGGGGGAGGCGAGGCCAAAGGAUCGAGGGGACCGACAGACGCCGCCGCUUUGUGUGUGUGGGAGCGGGGCGGGGCCGGGGGGGAACGGACUUUGGCACAACUUCAGGAUGGGGGAAGAGACUCGCAAGCCGGGCCGAGCUUUCCCUCGCCGAGAAAUGGUUUAUUUUUGUGCAGAAAAAUGCUGGGGCCUGACCCGGGAUCCACUGGUGCUAUUCCACAACCCCAGCCCUCGGGGGGGUGGAGCGGGGGUUGUGUGGGGCUUUUUGUAACUUGAAACUGUGUUGUUGUGUGUCCUUGUGAUGGCAGAAUGUUUGCUGGGGGGCGGCAGAGAGGGGGCUGCAGACCUGGCGGCCAGAUGCGGGCUGAAGGGGUUUCAAAGGGAGCGAACGGUGCUGGGAAAUAGCCCAGGAAGGGAAGCCGGUUUCUCUAGCCCUCCUCCGGCGCCUGGUUCUCCAGCACCCGCAGAAAGUGGGGUGAGGAGGAGGAUGGGUGCCCGACUUCCUAAAUUGCUUUCCUCAGGGGGACUUCUUCAGAAAGUGGGUUUUGUGUGUGGUGUUUUCAGGAGGCCUUUUUACUUUCACCAACGAAAAGCUGAACCCCGGAUUCAUUAAGGAAACUUCCCCCCUUCCAGCCAGGCCUGCCAGUUAUGACACACCGCUCAUAGGACCAGUCAUUGCAUCACACCCCGUCUAGAAGGGCAGCAGGGAAUUUCCUGCUCAGACCGCCUGUGUGUGUGUGUGUGUGUGUGUGUGUGUGGGGG